This is a messenger RNA of Priapulus caudatus, 2461 nucleotides long. RefSeq lists its product as uncharacterized. The coding region runs from base 82 to 1023 and encodes 313 amino acids. The record is from RefSeq and is a predicted model, not a curated record. The transcript has 8 exons. NCBI's taxonomy places the organism in Eukaryota, Metazoa, Priapulida, Priapulimorpha, Priapulimorphida, Priapulidae.
AGACCGAUCAUGCCUGAUCGAAAUGAGAUUGUUAUAACGACCUACUAACGUCCAAUAUACCCUACUGAAAUAGAGCGCGAAAUGACAACCAGAGAAGAGCGAUUUCGAGAUUACUUUUCCUCAAUAAAUCCCAUUGCCAGAAAAAUCAUCAAUGACCAGGAACAGGUGAAAUCAAAGUAUGGAGAUGCUUGGCAAACACUCAGCAUUCAUGAGCAAGAUGAGAUCAUCAAUAACAACUUGAUCAAUGCUCACGGCAAGCAGUGUGGAGAUGACGGUUCGCCUACGACACCGUAUCCACCGUCCUUUCCAAAGCUGGUGCUGUCGACUGGAAACAGGGUUGUCGUUGAUGUCGCAGACUGUGCCGAGGAUUCAAACAGCAAGGCAACGGGAUUAACAUGGAGAGAUGAACAUUCUACUCCUUUCUCUUGGGAAACUAUGAGCCAAAUGAACCUACGUGUGGCCGGGGAGUCAGAUUCUGGUUACAAGCAACCGGCCAACCGGUCAGAAAUUCUGGACAUGGAUCUUGACUCCUGGCAUUUAGAAGACACGGUGCUUGCUAAGAAGGAUAAUCCUGGAAAGCUGGCUGUGAGUGAAGACCUACUAGGACAAAUUUCAAUGAGUUUCUCCAAGCCACCUCCGAAUUUAGCAGAGGAGACAGAUGCAGGAAGGAAGCGUGUAGCAGAGUAUCAACCUUCGUUCAACCGGCCAUCCAAGCCGCCACCUCCGAGACCGAAGGAAGCUGCUCCACCCUGUCCGGACCGAAACAAGAAGCCCGGCAGCAAAUCUGCCAAAAAUUCGCACAAGGCAGCGCCUGACCCAGUGUCGGCCUUCACCGGCGGAUCCCUGUUCAGCUACGUCAACCGAGACGACAGUUCAGACAAUGUUAGCGAGGUGUCGGAUACCCAGACCCAGCAGGAGUGUCCGGUAGCAGACGAGAUAUGGAAUGAGCCCCUAGCUGGUUUCAGUAGGCAGUCAUCAACCCAGGAUACUAAAUCAGGAUUUGAUUUCCUUGACAACUGGUAAUGAUCGUCAUCCAUAGCAAGAUGUCUCUAUCCAAUAUGGUUGAAAGAAUUGGAACCAUUUAACAUGCAGAUAGGGAACAUACCGUGUUAAUUUAUAGGGUAGAACAUUGUGUGCUUGCUUGAAAUGCUCUUCAGCAGCACCAGCCCACAUCAGGUACACAUAAUGACAAAAUCUAAUUACACCCUAAAUAGGCAGUCACACUUACCUGAAAUAUGGUAAUAUCCAAAAUAAGGCACCUUACAGCCUUAGUGGGUGCAGAGUAGUGCUGGAUAUUUUUGAUGUGGUUUGCGACUACAAAACUGCAAAAAAAUUGUUGCAAGUACAAUUUUCAAGUUUGUGUAAUGUUAACUGCGCUAAUGAUGCAUACAGUUUAUGACAAAUUUAUGACUGAAGCCAAUGAAUCGAGGAAAAUUAUUUGGCUGCAGAUUCUCUUGGAAUGAUGGCACAACUCUUUCCAUUUUUAAUCUACUUCCUAUCAGACACUACUAUCGACCAAAAAUGACACGUUAUGUACAUCACACCAUAUACAUGUAACUUAUCUAUGUAUCCAAUAUAUUUAAAAAUGGUACUUUUAAUUAACUUCGUGUCUGUGUUGUAAUAUUGUUUCCGAGUAAAACUAUGUGUCCACUAGUUGUGUCUGUGAGUGCAAGUGUUUUUGUGUGGUCGACUAGCUUUAUUUGUGAACCUAAAGUUGUAUUGAAAGUCUUCCCAAUCGUGCAGUGGCCUUGAUAUUGGCGACAUUAGCUAUGUCUUAACAUGUACAUAGAUGUUAAUAUAUAUAAUUAUAUCUAUGUGAACAUUUAGUAAGCUUAUACAUUUCCUUGCCAGUAAAUGCAGUAGCUGCUGUUGAAUGUAUUUAUGUGCAAAGUGGUUGCUGUAUUUGCUAAAUAUUGUAUAAGAUGGAGAUAGCUGUUAUUUAUUCUGAGAAUCUCUUUAUCCAGCUUGUUCAUUAGGUAUGUCUAUCAAGCAUUAGGUAAUCUUGAUGACGUCUACUUUUGUAGCUGUAUUACAUAAAAACCUCUCGCAUCUAUCCUUCAAUUCAUGUAAUUUUUUGUAUACUGCUUUUCUGUCAACUUCAAAAUGGAAUGCAUGCAAGUGCAUUGGUAGUAUCAUUGUUAUGCUUGCCUAUUGUAUGUGUUGUGUAUGUGUAUGGUCAGCCAAUUUUAUAAAUGAUAUUUAUUUGACUUUUUGCUUGGUUGCAUAUUUAUUUAAAAAUAUUUUUACUUAUACUAUAACUACUUCAGUAUAAUCAAAGGUGUCAUGUUUUGUACUGGAUAGACAGUUAUUUGCAUUGGUGAUUUUAUGAUAGACUUGCUUCAGGACAAUUUAACAUGGAUUAUUAGUAAUUAUAACUGCAUGUCCAUAGACAUGUCUCGGCAUUUAGGAGCCAUUGUGCUGUAGUGCUGGAAACUAUAAUUUACAUUUAAAAUUUUCUACU